AAAACGGCGCAUUAUUUUUUUUCUUGGAGCCUCUGAUCACUAAAAAAAGUCGCUAGAUUUGUCGCUUUUGUCAAAAUUUCUCACGAGGGGGGUCCAGAAAGUAGAUAAAAACAGCGACAAAGUCGCAAAGUUGGCAACACUGUGACGAGAGGAAGUUCGGGGUGAAACACGGAAGGGACCCGAAUGCUUUCGCAUUCGACUUCGAGUGGUAGCAGCAGAAUGGUGGGCGCGUGGAGCCUGGUGACCCUGGUGAGCCUGCUGAGGGCAGCGGUCAGAGGUCAGAAGCCAGAUGUCACUGUGUACAGCAGGUUCAUGAGAGACCAGAUCCUCCCAUGCAGCUUUCUAAGUGGAGAUGACCUGCUGGUCCACUGGUACAAAGAGAGGAAAGAUCUUGCUGUCCACUCCUACCACAAAGGUCAGGACCAGUUGGACCAUCAACUGCCUCAGUUCAGGGGAAGAACGUUCCUGUUCCAUGAGCAGCUGCCCAGAGGCAACGCUUCCCUGCUGCUGAAGGAGGUCCAGGUCUCCGACCGUGGACGCUACACAUGCUACACCAGCAACUCCAGGGAGCGACAGGAGUCAUCUGUCAACCUGGAAGUGGAAGCUCCAGUUACAAAGGUCUCCAUCGUUCAGGAAGGAGAUAACAUCACCUGCAGCUCAGAGGGAAUCUACCCAGAGCCUCAGGUCACAUGGUCCAGGAACAAGACUGCUGACACCAGGAUAGAGAAGACGGAGCAGCUGCUCUACAACAUCAGGAGUUCAGUGAGGGUUGAUGAUGAAGGUGGCUACACCUGCCAUGUCAGGACUCUCCAGAGCAGCAGGAGAGCCACAUUGACCACUGCAAGAGGCAUCAUUUUAUCGGGGCCUGAAGACACGUUAGAUUGUCCUGCUCUGAAGUCUCCUGUGACGUCCGUCACCUGGUGGGUCAAUGACAGCAUCAUAGUCCAGAGAGAAGGUCACCUCAAUGUCACAGAGGGGUGGAGAGACCACGUGAAGGAUCUGUCCAUGUCUGGCCACCUGACUCUUCAGAACUUGACUCCUGAUCUCAGAGGAAUUUACACCUGUGAAGUCACCAACGAGGAUGAAACGAAGGUGGAGAUCUACAUGAUGAGACCAGGAGAAAGAACAAGUCUGUGGUGGAUCCCACUCCUCAUGGUCCUGGUCAUUGCGCUUCUUACUGCCCUGGUUGUUCCACUGGGUUUCUGUCUGUAUAGAGCACGCGGUUUGAAAACUUGUGGACAUGAAAAAGAGGAACACAGAGAGGAACCUCCAUAUUCAAGGGUCAACGGAGAAAUCUCAACUCCUCAGCACAUCAACUCCAUUCAGCCUCCUGAAACUGACGAGCCGCCUGUAAACGUCACAGAAGAGGACGGACUGGCAACAUACGUUUGAGACUGGCACCUCUGAAUCUGAGACCAUGGUUCUCUGCAGAAACCAUCCUCUCUCUUUCUCUCCAUCUGCUCCCUGAACGCCUCCUUCCAUCUCUCUCUCUUCACCUGAUGACCCAUGACCCUCCCUGACCCUGAUCCACCUCAGCUACCUCUCUCUCUGUCCCACACUUCCUUCACUCCCUUCUUGUUCCUGAGUCUCUCCUGAACCUCACGCUGCAGCAAACUGCUGAGAGACUGCAGAAAGUGAAGUGGAUCCAUAUAAAGCAGCGACUUCUUCUCUUAACAAUUUCAAAUAACUGAAGAUGCUUGAAACACGGAGCCACAGCUGAUGAUCAUUGAUUUGGAUCCUCAGAGUGUCCACUCAGUUUCUGCAGUAUUACACUGUAACAAUUUUGUAACAUGGCUCCAUCUUUGUUACAUUUCAGUCAGAAUUUCUGUUUACAUUUCACAGAGACUGAAGAGAAGCAGAGUGAAGAGCAGGUCUGAUCAUUUCUGCCCCUCAGUGUCCUCAUGUGUCCUUGUGAGGUCCUUCAUUCUGUUACUGUUGUGCUUUGUUACGGAGGGGUCACGUCACCUCUGGGUGGAGGGAGGUUUAACUGGGGAUCCCACAGCAAGGACAUCACUAUUAGCUGUUAUUCAAGUAAAGUACCUUUGAUUCAUGUCUGUGGAAUCAUUGAGCUCCAGCUGCUGCAUGUGUGUCUGAAUUGUGUGAUGGGGCUAAUAAAACCCACUGCUCCAAAACCAUGAUGUGGUCAGACACCGUUCUUCAGGGUGAGCUGGUUUAGACUCCACACUUGUUGUGAGCGACUGACAGUGUUGGAGGCUGGGAAAUCUGUUGAUAGUCGAGUGUGGAAUGAUGAAGAGGAACAGAGGGAAACGAGACAAGAAGAAGAGGAGCAACAGAUGAAGAAUAAAUGGCUGAAUUCAUGACUGUGUGAUGAAUGAAG
Messenger RNA from Synchiropus splendidus (mandarinfish), 2338 nucleotides. Its product is annotated as CD276 antigen homolog. The coding region runs from base 184 to 1392 and encodes 402 amino acids. NCBI's taxonomy places the organism in Eukaryota, Metazoa, Chordata, Actinopteri, Syngnathiformes, Callionymidae. Gene Ontology annotation, cellular component: external side of plasma membrane. The transcript has 7 exons. Gene Ontology annotation, biological process: T cell costimulation; immune response; cellular response to lipopolysaccharide. The record is from RefSeq and is a predicted model, not a curated record.